Chaetomium globosum CBS 148.51 is the source of this 906-nucleotide messenger RNA. RefSeq lists its product as uncharacterized. Bases 1 to 906 code for a protein of 301 amino acids. The transcript is spliced from 3 exons. NCBI's taxonomy places the organism in Eukaryota, Fungi, Ascomycota, Sordariomycetes, Sordariales, Chaetomiaceae. The record is from RefSeq and is a predicted model, not a curated record.
AUGGCCGCGAAAUACUUCCGCGCUGCGGGGUGGUUAGGCAGGCUCAUCCGGGAUGAUCGGAUUCUAUUUGGCUAUCUGGCCAUCAACGCCCUGGGGUGGCUUUUCAGCGUGCGCGUUCUCCUCAAGAAAGGACGCGCUGAACUUGGCACACUCGACACACUGCUUGGUCACUACAACCAAUCGAUCCGGGAGACGUCAGCCAAAAUCGUUUGCGAUAGGGCGAUUAACGACCGAGAUACCGUCGACCAGCUGCUCUGGGGCAUCACGCGCAAGGACUAUGAUGAACGCAUGAAAAAUGUGGGGGCGCUUGCCAUUAUCACCGAUCCUCAGUUAUCUCUGGAUCCGGAGCAAGAAGUGCUCGAUGACGAAGACUCGGAUGAGUACACCUUGCGCGACAUGACAGACAAGCUGUGCCUGAUGUUUAUCAGCCAGCUGGUGAGCCGCUUCGAUGCCGAGAAGCUCGUCAAGGCCAAAUUUGUCGAGAAGUGGCUGGCCAAGCAGAACUGGGGAGCCACGGAGGAGGAGCGCCAGCGGAACUUUGCGCAGUACAUGCGCUGCAGAGGCAACCGUAUCAACGACAUUAUCGCCUCCAUCCGAGGAUCGCAGGCUGGCCGGGAAGCUCUGGAGAGAACCGGCCUCCUGCCCCCAUCCUCCCCUACCGAUAGCGACCCGGAGGAUAACGUCCCGCUGAUCGAGCGAUUCAGCGUUUUACUUCCCAGCAACAUCAACAUCAGCAACCUGCGCGAGGAUGAGCAGGCACGACUUUUGAUCCGGUCUCUCCAGGAAGCGCCGACGGCCGAGGAACAGCGCGUGAGGCAUCGACACCGUGAGGCUAUGGUUCUGAACGAUGGGAGCCGCCCUGUGAAUAGUGAAGAUAUCAUACAGAGGCCAGAGUCUCCGAGAUGA